Messenger RNA from Sphenostylis stenocarpa, 1140 nucleotides. The record is from the annotation of a GenBank genome assembly. NCBI's taxonomy places the organism in Eukaryota, Viridiplantae, Streptophyta, Magnoliopsida, Fabales, Fabaceae.
AUGGAUAUAGUAGUUGCUUACGAAAUUGACGCUAAAUCUCAUAUUGAUAUAUCAAGAUUUGGAGGAAAACAAAAUGCGAAUAUAGCCCAGGCUUUGGGAAGUGCCUGGGCUGAAGCUUGUGCAUCUCCAAGUGCUGUGAAAAUUUGGAUUCCAUCUGGCACAUACCAGAUGACUGCAGUAGAUUUGAGAGGUCCGUGCAAGGCUCCUAUUGAAAUUCAAAUUGAUGGCACACUUAAAGCACCUGUAAACCCAGGUGAUGUUGGUCAUGAAAAAUGGAUCAGGAUUAGCUAUGUUAACGCGGUAACCUUAUCUGGUAGUGGAGUUCUUGAUGGUCAAGGUGCAACAGCUUGGAAACAAAAUGACUGUUCAAAACACUUUGAUUGCAAACUGCUUGGCAUGAAUAUGGCUCUUAGUUUCCUCAAUAAUUCAUUAGUUCGUGGCAUUACGAGCAAGGAUAGCAAACAUUUUCAUGUGAAUGUUCUGGGCUGCAAAAAUUUGACAUUCGACGGGUUUAAAGUUAGUGCUCCAGGUGAUAGCGCCAACACGGAUGGCAUUCACAUUGGAAGAUCCGAUGUUGUGAAUGUUCUUAAUACAAAUAUUGCCACUGGAGAUGAUUGUGUCUCACUAGGUGACGGUAGCAGACAAGUUACUGUCCAAAAUGUGACAUGUGGACCUGGUCAUGGUAUUAGUAUAGGAAGCCUUGGCAAGUACAAGGAAGAAGAACCUGUUGAUAGGAUUACAAUUAUAGAUUGCACUUUGAAAGGUACUACCAAUGGAAUCAGGAUUAAGACUUGGCCAAACGAGCCAGGACAAAUCACUGUUACUAACAUGAGAUUUGAAGAUAUUAAUAUGGAUAAUGUCCAGAACCCUGUAAUCAUAGACCAAGAGUAUUGCCCAUGGAACCAAUGCUCAAAGCAGAAUCCAUCAAAAAUUAGGAUAAGCAACGUUUCCAUCAAGAACAUUAAAGGAACUUCAGCAACUAAAGAAGGUUUGACUCUUAUGUGUAGUCGUGGUGUACCAUGUCAAAAUGUUCAAAUAUCAGAUGUUCAACUCACAUACAAGGGAGCUCCAGCAAUAUCUAAAUGUGAUAAUGUCAAACCAACAAUAUCGAAUGCCCCUGCCUGCACAUAUGCAACAUGA